Messenger RNA from Notolabrus celidotus (New Zealand spotty), 1618 nucleotides. Its product is annotated as sodium-dependent phosphate transport protein 2B-like. The transcript is spliced from 13 exons. Lineage: Eukaryota; Metazoa; Chordata; Actinopteri; Labriformes; Labridae. Gene Ontology annotation, biological process: intracellular phosphate ion homeostasis; sodium-dependent phosphate transport. The record is from RefSeq and is a predicted model, not a curated record. Gene Ontology annotation, cellular component: brush border; apical plasma membrane; vesicle. The coding region runs from base 1 to 1530 and encodes 509 amino acids. Gene Ontology annotation, molecular function: sodium:phosphate symporter activity.
AUGGAUGAUCAGAUGAAAGGCAAGGAAUACAGCGACGAGAGACAAGGAAAGGGGAGCAAAGACGUGAAAACAAGCCCGGCUCACUCCACCAUGGCCCUGGUUGACGAGGCCGCAGAUGAGGACGACCCGUGGGACAUGCCUGAGUUGAAGGACACCGGGAUCCCGUGGUCAGCUCUGGACACAAAGGGGAAGGUGAUGCGAGUAGUGGUGUCAGUUGGGAAGCUGAUCAUGCUGCUGGGCUUCCUCUACAUGUUCAUCUGUUCUCUGGACAUCCUUAGCUCAGCUUUCCAGCUAGUUGGAGGUAAAGCAGCAGGUGACAUCUUUCAGGAUAACUCAGUUCUGGGCAACCCUCUGGCUGGUCUGGUCAUCGGUGUUCUGGUCACCCUGCUGGUCCAGAGCUCAUCUACUUCCUCUUCUAUUGUUGUCAGCAUGGUCUCCUCUGGCUUGCUCUCGGUCCAGCUAGCUGUUCCCAUCAUCAUGGGCACCAACAUCGGCACCUCUGUCACAAACACACUGGUCGCGAUGACACAGGCUGGUGAACGCAGCACCUUUCGCAGGGCUUUUGCAGGCGCCACAGUGCACGACUUCUUCAACUGGCUCUCUGUACUGGUGUUGCUGCCUCUGGAGGUUGCCACUGGUUAUCUGUAUGAGGUCACCAAGCUCAUUAUCGACUCCUUCCAAAUCGAGAGCGGAGAGGCUCCAGACUUGUUAAAUGUGAUCACUGAUGUGCUCACUGAGUCAAUUAUAGAGUUGGAUAAGUCUGUCAUUAGUGGAAUCGCCACCGGAGACCCUGCAGCGAGAAAUAAGAGUCUUGUCAAGAGAUGGUGCAAAACCUACACCAACACAACCUUGAUGAACGUAACAGUUCCAGGUCCAGAGAACUGCACAUCACCAUCAGACUGCUGGGAUGAUGGCAACAACACCAUCACACUGGCGAAUGUUUCACAAACCUUCAAUAUUGAGAAAUGUACACAUCUGUUCGUGAACGUAAAUCUACCUGACCUGGCAGUAGGUCUGAUCUUGCUGGCUCUCUCUCUGCUGGUUCUCUGCUCCUGUCUCAUUCUGAUUGUCAAACUGCUUAACUCCAUGCUAAAGGGACAGGUGGCUGGAGUCAUCAAGAAGAUCCUCAACACUGAUUUCCCAUUUCCGUUUGGCUGGGUCACAGGUUACAUUGCCAUUUUAGUUGGAGCAGGCAUGACCUUCAUAGUGCAGAGCAGCUCGGUUUUCACUUCUGCUAUAACUCCACUUGUUGGUAUUGGUGUCAUCAGCAUAGAAAGAGCAUACCCAUUGUCUUUGGGUUCCAACAUUGGCACAACCACCACAGCCAUCCUGGCAGCAAUGGCUAGUCCAGGAGACACAUUGGCUAAUGCUCUACAGGUUACUCUUCUAUUAGAGAGUUGCAUCAGCCUGAAGAAAAAAAAGCUCUGCUCCUCUCCACUCAUGAGCCUUGACCUCUGGUGUAGGGUGUUCUGGAUCGGACAGGUUCUCUCUCACUAUCUUUCCAUUCCUCCAUUGGUCUACACCCAGUAGAUCUGUGGAGCCCUAGGCGGCUCAAGAACUUCAACCAUACUCCUGUGCUCGACUUCACAAACAUUCUGAGAAUCUUCUCAGAAUAUUU